AUAAUUAAAAAUAUAAACAUAACCACGAAAAGUUUACCAAACAAACAUAACCUAGCAAUUUUUAAAAUCAAGAAAAUAGCUCAAAACGAAAAAGUACAAUGUCUGAAAGUGAAAUAAAACUAGAUUUAGUCGUAAUAAAAAAGGAUUUAACUGCCGGCAUUCGUGAAUGUUCCCAGAGGGGUCUAUAUCACAGCGCAAAGUGGCUGUCCGAAAUAAACUUCUCCAUUGCCCACAUCAAGCUGCCUUUAGAGACCAGCAGUGUAGUGACCGAAUUGGAAAGCGAAUCUUAUCUACUAGCCAAAUCAUACUUUGACUUAAAGGAGUACGAUAGAUGCGCCUUUUUUACAGAGACUUGCGUCGAACCUAAGCCCCGAUUUCUGCACUUGUAUUCCCAGUACCUUUCGAUCGAGAAAAAGAAGUUAGACAAUAUGACCGACACUAAUUGCCCUCCGGAUCCUACCAAAAAUAACGCACUGCGAAUGCUGUGCACGUCUUUGAAAGAAGAUCAGUUCGUGAACAAGCUGGAUGGUUAUUGUCUUUACUUGUACGGUAUAAUUUUGAAGAAAUUAGACUUGAACUCUUUGGCGAUGGACAUAUUUGUGGAUGCAAUUAACGAGGAACCACUGCAUUGGGGUGCGUGGCAGGAAUUGGCCCUUUUAGUUCCAGAUAAGAGCACCUUGUUGUCGUUACGUCUUCCAAAUCACUGGAUGAAGCAUUUUUUUCUGGCGCACGUUUAUUUAGAGCAAUUGAAUAACGAGGAGGCUUUAGAUAUUUAUUAUGAUUUACAUUCGCAAGGUUUCGACAAAAGCACGUACAUUAUGGCACAAAUGGCUAUCGCGUACCACAACCGUAGAGAGUUAGAUAAAGCAAUUUUGAUGUUUAAAGAAUUACUGCAUCUAGAUCCUUAUCGAUUAGACAAUUUGGAUACCUACUCGAAUUUACUGUACGUGAAAGAGAUGAAGACGGAACUGGCAAACUUGGCUCACACCGCAGUUAAUAUUGAUAAAUAUCGUGUGGAGACCUGUUGUGUAAUAGGUAAUUAUUACAGUUUACGCUCAGAGCAUUCCAAGGCGGUGCUGUACUUUCAACGAGCUUUAAAGCUAAAUCCGCAAUAUCUCUCUGCGUGGACAUUAAUGGGACAUGAAUUUAUGGAGAUGAAAAAUACCAAUGCCGCAAUUCAGAGUUAUCGACAGGCUAUAGAGGUAAAUCGACGAGAUUAUCGCGCUUGGUACGGUUUAGGUCAGACGUAUGAGAUUUUGAAAAUGCCAUUUUAUUGUAUUUAUUACUAUAAACAAGCGCAACAAUUGCGACCUAACGAUAGCAGAAUGAUUCUUGCAUUGGGCGAGACAUACGAAAAGUUGGAUAAACACGAAAAUGCCCUUAAGUGCUAUUACAAAGCGUGCAACGUGGGAGACGUCGAGGGAAUGGCUCUGGUUAAACUGGCAAAGUUGUACGAUAAAUUGAAUGAAGUUGAUAAUGCGGCUGCUGCUUAUACGGAGUUUUGCUUUAAGGAAGAGGAUCAGAGAGCGGGAGGAUACGAUGGGGAAAAUGAAUUUUAUAAUGCAUUUCAGUAUUUGGCAAAUUAUCAUUUGAAACGUGGUCAAUUAGAGGAUGCCUACGCAUAUGCAUAUAAAUGCAUUGAACACGAUGAGACCAAGGAACAAGGGAAGUCUCUAUUGAAGGCCAUAGCCACAAAACGAGCCGAGCAGGAGGGAUUCAAUGCAAAAUCGUCAGAUCAGUCAAAAGCUAACGUUACAGAUAUCACUAAUGACGGUAAUGGAAGUGCAAUGGAAAUGGUUUUUUCACCAUUAAAUAAUUAAAUCAUCA
Molecule: messenger RNA, 1827 nt
Organism: Photinus pyralis (common eastern firefly)
Lineage: Eukaryota; Metazoa; Arthropoda; Insecta; Coleoptera; Lampyridae
Gene: Cdc23
Product: cell division cycle protein 23 homolog
Exons: 5
Coding region: 99-1820 (573 amino acids)
Biological process (GO): cell division
Cellular component (GO): anaphase-promoting complex
Molecular function (GO): protein binding
Source: RefSeq, a predicted model, not a curated record